Xiphophorus hellerii (green swordtail) is the source of this 1523-nucleotide messenger RNA. RefSeq lists its product as uncharacterized. Gene Ontology annotation, biological process: T cell costimulation; negative regulation of T cell proliferation; cell surface receptor signaling pathway. Gene Ontology annotation, cellular component: external side of plasma membrane. Lineage: Eukaryota; Metazoa; Chordata; Actinopteri; Cyprinodontiformes; Poeciliidae. The record is from RefSeq and is a predicted model, not a curated record. Bases 82 to 963 code for a protein of 293 amino acids. The transcript has 11 exons.
CCAAGCAGGCACCCAUACUUCCUGUGGCGGCAUUUCCUUCUGCAACAGAAAGCCAAGCAGGGGUGGCCUCUUUCCAGAUGGAUGUAUUUAGUGUUGGAGAACAAGAUGUUUAGUCUCUGGGGUUUUGUGGUGUUUCUGUGUCUUCAUCAGAGAACGUUCUGCAGUGCCUUUCAAACUUCACGGGUGGAGGUGGAGUAUGGGGAACCUGCUGUACUGCACUGUUACGGCUCAGUCUUGGAAGAAGAAGGGGUGGUGCACUGGGAGCUGAGAGGAGAGGAUGUGAUAAUUCUACGAGAAGGAGAAGCACAAGUUUCGGAAAAAUUUAAGGGUCGGGUUGAGCUGCCUUCAGAGGAGCAGAUCAGGGAAGGGAACUGGUCUAUAGUCCUCAGAGAAACCAGACUCAGAGAUGCUGAUAUGUAUGAGUGCAUCUUUGGAGGAGCAACUACAAUAUCAACUGUCUGGCUCUCAGUCAGUGAGCCCCAAGUCGACCCGUUCAUCACUGCAUUUGAGGGCACUGAGGUGCACCUGGCAUGCUUCAUUAAACCUGAGAGAGAACACAUAAAGCGUUUUUAUUGGACUAUGAAUGGCAGAUUUCUCAUUCAACAUGACCACCAAACCCUUAGCGUAAUGAUGUACCGGUACAAGUUUCCUAAAUCAAUGAAAUUUAAUGAAGAAGAGUUUCAUCUUUAUUUGAGACCCACUAGGAAUGAAAGUGGGAAGUACCAGUGUUGGUAUACAACUGGGGAGUCUGACAGUCCUAAACUUGCAUUACCAGAAAGCUACACACUAACUGUGGUUGGGUUAACCAUUGAUCCUGGUAAUCUUCAUUCCUUUAAAACGACUACAGACGUUCUCCCCCCUUCAGAAACAGCGUUUGACAUGGAAGAGACGAAUAAAAAUGUCUGGGGGAGCUCUGUUAUAUUUUUGCUAGACUGCUGCUGGGACUUCAGAAACACCUACUGAUCAUCUACCAGUUACUUUGGAAAUGUCCACUCAGAUAAUGGAAGCUACAAAAUCUGUUGAGACAUCCUCAGUAGAACAAACCAGAACAUUCCAAGAGAUGGUGACCCUCCUUUCAGAUGAGGCGAAUGCUGUUGAAGCCACUGGAUUCCAAACUAAGCUUCCUGGUCUACUGGAAGACUCCACCCAGCUGAUUCAAGAUGAUGGGCAUCUUCUUCCCAGUGAUCUCGCCAACACACAGCAGACGGAGCCCGUUGAGGAAAAAGAGACAUUUUCAGAUAAGGGCAACCUGGUUGCAACUUGGAGUGUUUUCCAGCUUGGGGAUUUCCCAUGGGUUCGGAUUGGAAUUAUUGGUGGAGUUCUGCUGAUCACAGUCGUGGUUCUGUGUGUUCUCAGAGCUCUCCACCAUAUUUAAUUCACAGGAGGGGACAUGGAUCACCGCUUACAAUGUUCAGUUUAGUUAGGGAUGAAUCAGUAGAUCAGUGGCCACGGCAACCAACACAUCAUCUGCAUGGGAAUAUUUGGGAACUGCAGAAACGAUUGUGUGGAAUUUCUGAAACACA